Ustilaginoidea virens is the source of this 1230-nucleotide messenger RNA. RefSeq lists its product as uncharacterized. The record is from RefSeq and is a predicted model, not a curated record. Lineage: Eukaryota; Fungi; Ascomycota; Sordariomycetes; Hypocreales; Clavicipitaceae. The transcript is spliced from 3 exons. Gene Ontology annotation, cellular component: cytoplasm. Bases 1 to 1230 code for a protein of 409 amino acids.
AUGGAUCUUGCCUACGACCACAUUCAAGAAGCAGCCUUCCCCAAGGACAAGGAGGAGUCCAGCGAGACGUCCAGGCCGGAGCAGCAGGAACCGUCGUUGAACAAUGAGCUGCAAGACGCGUACAAGGCCAUCUCCUCCAGCGCAUGGGGCAUGAGAAUCGGCGGCUUUCUCGGGAGCGUCGUGAAGCAGGGGGAAUCGGUGUACGCCCAAGCCCAGAAGGAGCUUGCGGAGGUGGGCGGAGACGCCACCAAGGGUCUCACCGACUUGAGGGACUCGCUGAUGAGCCGAACGCGUUCUCUCUCGCCAAGCGCCGGCGCCCCCGCGGAUGCCGCCGCCAAGGACGAAGACGAGGACGAUGCGCGCCCCGCGCCGAGGCAGUCGGAAAGCAACCCUCGCCCCGACGCCGCCGGGCCGUCGUCCGAGACGGUGCUGUCGCGACUUCGAGCAGAGGCCUCCAAGCGCAUCAAGGACCUGCAAAGGGCCGAAGACGCCGCCGACGAGGCUCUGCUGCGGUUCGGGACCAACGUCCGGGACUUCCUGCGCGAUGCCAUCAGCGUCGCCCCGCCCGACGAGUCGUCGUCGUCGUCGUCGUCGUCCCAGCCCGCGGCUGUUCUCUUUGAGAGCAAGGAUGCGCAGGGCAAGCGGGUGAUUCACACGUCGCGCUUCGACGCGCAGAUGCACGUUAUCCAUACCUCGCUGGAUGGGUUCACAAAGGAUCCUUCCGGUGACGAGUUUAACAGAUGGGUCGACGGUUUCGACGUGACGCGCAAGACGGAUGCCAUCAGCCAAGACCUGGUCAAGUACCCCGAGCUGAAGGCGUCGAUGGAAAAGCUGGUGCCCGAAAAAGUCCCCUGCGCAGAGUUCUGGAGGCGGUACUACUUUCUCAGACACGGCAUCGAGACUGCCGAGUCAAGGCGUCGCGACCUAUUAAAUGCUGCAUCCGCUGAAGACGAAGUUGGAUGGGAUGACGACUCGGAUGACGAGGGCGCGGGUGCGGGAAAGAAGCCGGCUGAAGAGAAUCCAAGCUCCGGCGCGUCCUCGACGACAAUCCAACGUCCCCCUGCCUUACUCAAGCCAAACGAAGCCCUCAAAUUGCACGAUGAAAAGUCGCAGGCCGAUAGCGAAGCAAGCUACGACGUCGUCGGCGCCACCUCUGGCAAAACUACCCAGGCACCCAACAGCCCCAAAGACUCCAAGAAGGGAGACGAGAGCGAUGAUGACUGGGAGUAA